Molecule: messenger RNA, 1035 nt
Organism: Acanthosepion pharaonis
Lineage: Eukaryota; Metazoa; Mollusca; Cephalopoda; Sepiida; Sepiidae
Source: the annotation of a GenBank genome assembly
AUGACGUCCGUGUUGUUUAAAUCUAUCUAUCUAUCUAUCUAUCUAUCUAUCUAUAAGACUUACAGCAUAAAAUCUAUUUUUUUUAAAAGAUGGAAAAAGAAAAAUGGGAAAAAACAGGGAAGGCAGAAGAAGAAAAAGACAUUUUACAUUUUUUCUUUUCAUUCUUCCGUUUUUAUUUAUCAUUUUUCUACUUUAAUUUCGUGCAUUUUUUUUUCUUUCAUUUAUUUUCGUCAUUUUCCUUUUUCUUUCUUCCUAUUUUUCUUUCUUUUUUUCUUUCUAUCUUUAAAAAUAUUUUUUCUUGCUUGUUUACUGAUAUCUUUGUAUAAAUUCUUUCUUUCUUUCUUUCUUAAAAAUAGUUAUUUCUUGUUUCUGUGCUGGUAUCGUUUUCUAAAUUCUUUCUUUCUUUCUUUCUUUCUUUCUUUCUUAAAAACAAAUCUUUCUUGCUUGUUUGUUGGUAUCUUUGUAAAAAUUCUUUCUUUCUUUCGUUCUUUCUUUCUUUCAUUAUUAAAAAUUUCCUUUUCUUGCUUGUUUGCUAUCCUUUCUUUCUUUCUUUCUCAAAAAUUUCCCUUUCUUGCUUGUUUGCUAGUAUGUUUGUAUAAAUUCGUUCUGUCUUUCUUUUUCUUUCUUUCUUUCUUUCUUUCUUUCUUUCUUUCUUUCUUUCUUUCUUUCUUAAAAAUUGCCCUUUCUUGUUCUUUUACUAUAUGUUUGUAUAAAUUCUUUCUUUCUUUCUUUCUUUCUUUCUUUCUUUCUUUCUUUCUUUCUUUCUUUCUUUCUUUCUUUCUUAAAAAUUGCCCUUUCUUGUUCUUUUACUAUUUUUCCUUAUUGGUUUACGGCUUUUAUUUCUUAUUUUUUGCUUGGUUACUUAACAUUCUUUUUCUAUCUCUCAUUCUUCAAAUUAUUUUUCUUAUUUGUUUUCUUUCUUUCACUUUGCAUCCCGCCUUAUUUCAAAUAAUUCCUUCUUUCUUUCAACUUCUUUCUUUCUUUCAUUCCUAUUUCCAUAAAAAAAAAUUUUCCUCCUUCUUCGUUUUCACUUGA